This is a messenger RNA of Cicer arietinum (chickpea), 801 nucleotides long. RefSeq names its product auxin-responsive protein IAA33. Lineage: Eukaryota; Viridiplantae; Streptophyta; Magnoliopsida; Fabales; Fabaceae. Gene Ontology annotation, biological process: regulation of DNA-templated transcription. The record is from RefSeq and is a predicted model, not a curated record. Gene Ontology annotation, cellular component: nucleus.
AUUUCUCUUUAAAACUUCACAUACAUAUACAUGCAUGAUGAAAGAUAUAUAGUGCCCCACAAAUGAACUCUUUUUAGUUUUGAUGAGUUUAAUUCACACAUAUAUUAAUUUCUUCUUCUUCUACGAUGAACAGUUUUGACCCCCAAAGAUGGCAACAAGAUAAUAGAAGAGAAAAGAUAAUAGAUGCAUCUUUGAAUGUCUAUGGAAAUACUAGUAACAAGAAAACAAAUACGGGAAAGUAUAACAAAAUUGAAGGGUUCCUUGGAGUAGAAGAUGAAGAUCUUUUAUCCGCAGUUGUUCCUGCUGUCACAGUUGUGUUGGAGGGCCGUGCGAUUUGCCAACGCAUUAGCCUUCAUAAUCAUGGAAGCUACACAAGUCUCGCCAAGGCUCUCCGCCAGAUGUUUGUGGACGGCGGCGACGAAGACGACCACGAUGAUCUUGAUCUCUCUAAUGCCAUUCCUGGUCAUCUUAUUGCUUAUGAAGACAUAGAGAAUGAUCUUCUACUUGCUGGUGACCUUACUUGGAAAGAUUUUGUACGUGUGGCAAAGAGAAUUCGGAUAGUUCCGGCGAAGGGGGAGUCAAGGAAAUUAGGUACAGCUAGUACAAGAGAGGCAUAAGCUAGCAGCAUAUCAACACCUGAAAGAUGCACGGUUAAUCAUAAUUUUUGGGAUGUUCAUUUUAGUUGUGCUUUUUUAAAUAAAAAACUAAAAAUAAAUUUGAAAUUUAUUAGAAAAUGCAUUUAAUACGAUGGUCAGGAUUGAUCUAUAUAAAAUGAGCUAUCCAGUAUUUCUUCCGUUUCUA